Magnusiomyces paraingens is the source of this 735-nucleotide messenger RNA. RefSeq lists its product as uncharacterized. The record is from RefSeq and is a predicted model, not a curated record. NCBI's taxonomy places the organism in Eukaryota, Fungi, Ascomycota, Dipodascomycetes, Dipodascales, Dipodascaceae. The coding region runs from base 1 to 735 and encodes 244 amino acids. The transcript is spliced from 4 exons.
AUGUUCGAUCAACUCAGGAGAAAUAUUGUUGAGGAUGACAUCAUGGACGACGGUGUCAAGCGAGGCGGUGAGGUCUUCGAGGGAUUCAUUAGCAGCUGGAUUGACAGUACCAGCUUCGACAUAAAGAUGGACACCAUUAUUCAUAGCUUUGAAGACCCAAAAAAUUUUGGUAGCCCAGACAUGAUAGUUGAGAGGAAGUUAUCAACCAUAGUUUCCCACCCAAACUCACGUGCAUUAUCAACUGCACUAGUCUGCGACAACAUUGCAUGCUCAACAGGAAGUUCUGUUGCCCACUCAACAUCUGAGACCCAUUCAAAGAACAACGCCAGCUCUUAUGAGACAUUCGCCGAUCUCCCUGUUCAUCGUCAAAUUGAUCUCGCUGACCGUUCUGGAUUUACCGUUAGACAAUUAACCAUUGCCAACGUGCCAGUUUGUUCCGAAGGAUGUGAAGCUGAAUUAAAAGUCUUAGCAGACUUGACAGCUUACAUUAGAAACUCAAACUUCAAAGCUAGUCCUCCCCCAUCUCAAAAAUGUUGUCGCAGACUAGUGCAGUUGAUAAUGCACAUAUUUAAGGAAGCUGCCAAUGAAUCCUCGAAGACCUCACCCGCCUCGCUUGACACCGUCGUCCAUGAUGUUAUCCUCAACAACAUUUCUCCUGAGUUGAUCGAACAUGUUAAUGAUCUUAUGGCCAUUAGAGGCCGUGACCUCUGGCUUUAUCUUCAUCAGGAAUUAUAG